AUGGGUGAUAAAUCGAACAAGAACUUCGUUGGUGCAAUCGACAAUGGUACCACCAGUACACGAUUCCUCAUUUUCGACCCUGCAGGCAACCCGGUCGCCAACCAUCAGAUCGAGUUCGAGCAGCACUAUCCGCACUCUGGCUGGCAUGAACACGACCCUGAGGAGCUCAUUUCCUCCGUCGUAACUUGCAUUGACGAAGCAUGCGCCUCAUUCGCAUCCCAGGGACACACUCUCUCCGACAUAAAGGCCGUCGGAAUCACAAACCAACGUGAGACGACUGUGGUAUGGGACGUCAAAACGGGGGAGCCUCUGUACAACGCGAUCGUAUGGACAGACACUCGCAGCGCGCAUAUUGUGCGUGAACUCAAACAGAAGAAGGGGGCGGACGAGCUCAUGGACCUGUGCGGGUUACCGCUGUCGACGUACCCCAGCUCCACGAAACUCCUCUGGAUGCUGAGCCACGUCGACAAGGUGAGAAAGGCGUACGACGAGGGCAGACUGGCGUUCGGAACGGUGGAUACCUGGCUCGUGUACAAGCUAAACGGCGGCGCGGGAAAGAAUGUCUAUGUGACCGAUGCGACGAACGCGAGUCGGACCAUGUGGAUGAACAUCCACAAACUCUCGUACGACGACAAGCUGAUUUCCUUCUUCGACCUCGACGUCAAGACACCGAAGCUGCACUUGCCCAAAAUCGUCCCCUCGUCCGACCCCAAAGCGUACGGUACCCUCGCCCUCAGCAAACUCAAGGGCGUCAAGAUUACAGGCUGCCUCGGCGACCAGUCCGCGGCGUUGGUGGGCCAAUGUGGCUUCUCGCCGGGCCGUGCAAAGAACACCUACGGCACGGGCUGUUUUCUGUUAUACAACGUAGGCGAGAAGCCCGUGAUCUCAACACACGGCCUACUCGCCACAGUCGCGUACGACUUCUCGCCCCAGGGGAUCAAGCCCGUGUACGCGCUCGAGGGCUCGAUCGCGGUGGCCGGGUCGUCGGUGAAGUUCCUGGUCAACAAGCUCGGUUUCGGCAGCGAGUCGUCCGAGAUCUCGGAGCUGGCGGGCACGGUGAAAGAUAAUGGCGGGUGCGUCUUCGUCACGGCGUUCUCGGGCCUGUUCGCGCCGUACUGGUACGACGACGUCCAGGGCACCAUCUUCGGCCUGACGGGGUACACGGAGAAAGGGCAUAUCGCGCGGGCAACCCUGGAAGCGACGUGUUUCCAGACCAAAGCCAUCCUCGACGCCAUGGAGAAGGACGCCGGCGUCCAUUUGAAGGAGUUGGCAGUGGACGGGGGCAUGAGUAACAGUGAUUUGUGCAUGCAGACGCAAUCCGACAUCAUCCAGAUCCCCGUCGACCGGCCGCAGAUGCGCGAGACAACGGCGCUGGGCGCGGCCAUCGCAGCCGGGUUCGCGGUGAAAGUGUGGUCGUCGUUCGACGAGCUGAAGGAGAUCAACGCCGACGGGCGGCACUUUUUCGAGCCCACCAUCCCCAAGCGCCAGAGCGACCGGCUGUACAGGAAAUGGAACAAGGCGGUCGAGAUGUGCCGCGGGUGGGCGGACGAGGACGAGGACGAGGAUGGACAGGACUAA
Molecule: messenger RNA, 1578 nt
Organism: Fonsecaea erecta
Lineage: Eukaryota; Fungi; Ascomycota; Eurotiomycetes; Chaetothyriales; Herpotrichiellaceae
Product: glycerol kinase
Exons: 4
Coding region: 1-1578 (525 amino acids)
Biological process (GO): glycerol-3-phosphate biosynthetic process; triglyceride metabolic process; glycerol metabolic process
Cellular component (GO): mitochondrion
Molecular function (GO): glycerol kinase activity
Source: RefSeq, a predicted model, not a curated record